UGCCCGAGCGGAGUUGCCCCCGUCGCCGCCGCUGCUCCUCCCGCGACCGCGCAGCAUGGGCGCCCGCCGCUCCCCGAAGGCGCUCCGCUGGCCGGCCGCCCUGCUGGGCCUCUGCCUGCUCGCCUGCCCAGGGUGCCAUGGAGAAGUUGAAGUGUCUGUCCCAGCUGAGGUAGAGGUGCUGCUAGGCCAACGUGCAUCCAUUUCGUGCACGCACACCAUAACGGGAGGAAAAGGUUACCACCUGGUGGAGUGGUUCAUCACGGACAAGAAUGGAGAGCAGCGGCGUGUGGCCUUCAGCGAGCGGGAUCGCUGGGAGGUGGACAAAAACACCGAAUACACCGAUCGGAUCUCCAUGGACUCCGACUACAGCCUGAUCAUCGAAUCCGCUAAUGUGAACGACGAGAGGGCUUUCUCCUGUCGUGUGAUGGCGGCCGCUGCAGGAGAUGGUGGUGGGACGGCCCAGCUCAAGGUGUACGACCCGCCGGAAUCCCCAGAGGUCAGAUGGAACACCCGGACCCUCUCGGUGACUGGAGAGCACGCUUCCGAGAUCGCAACGUGCAACAGCCGAAACGCCAACCCAGUGCCAACCAUCAGCUGGUACAAAGACAGUUACCCUCUGCAAGUCCCGGCAGAACGCAACAAUAACUUGUACGCUGUGUCUCGGACAGUGAAAGAGGCUUCCGGGCUCCAUUCUGUCUCCAGCACGCUGUAUCUCCGCCCGAACAAAACUGACAAAGACUCGCACUUCCACUGCCGGGUCAACUACUCAAUGCCCCGUGGAGAAGUCGGCAGCCUCGAGUCGGAAAGUUUCAAGCUCACACUGCACUAUUAUACGGAGAACGUGCACUUUAGUUUGGACUCUCCCAAGGUAAUCAAGGAAGGGGAUGAAGUGCGGCUGCUUUGCCAAGGGGAUGGAAACCCCCCGCCAGAGUACGUCUUCUCCAAAAUGAAGACUGCAGACCAGUUUGAAGACCUGGGGGCCAACCCUAACGGACUCCUGGUCCUUCAGCAAGUGACCAAGCGCGACAGCGGGACAUACCGGUGCCAAGUGCUCGAUUUCGACAGCCCCCCUGAAGUGGAACUGGAGAAGGAAGUCACCAUCCACGUCAACUAUCUAGAUACGCUGGUACUGAAUCCUAAUAAGACCGUGAAAGUCCCCCUGGGAGGAAGCAUUGAGCUUGCCUGUGCCGGAAGCGGCUCCCAGACACCCACAUUGUCAUGGAGGAAGGGAAAAGAACAAGUAGAAAACAGCGGGAUCUUGAGCCUGACUUCACUAACCUACCACAAGGCUGGCACAUACACAUGUGAGGCUUCUGUGCCCAGCGUCCCUGGACUGCGGAGGGACCAGUCUGUCCGGGUCAUAGUAGAAGGGAAACCAGAGCUGGAGCAGCAUCAGUCGCCGAGCCAUUACCACAGCUUUGGCCAGAAGGUAACGCUGACUUGCUCUGCUUUGGGCCAUCCAGAACCACGGAUCACCUGGAGCAUACCUGGAGAGCCUUUGACUAACAGCUCUGCUAACAGAGUAACCAGUAGACUGUCCGUGGAGGUGACUCCGGAGCUGGCGGAGAGCGGGGUUAAGUGCUUGGCAGAGAACCAGCACGGCUCGGACGAGCGGACGUUCCAGUUGGAGACCGCAUCCCCAACAGUAUCCGCUACUGCAGUGCCAGUGGAUGGGUCAGAGAGCCAGGGUGGAAGCACAGUGGCCGUCAUCGCAGUCUGCGUCUGCGUCCUCCUGCUCCUUCUCAUUGUGGGCUUCUUCUACUUCAUGCAGCGCCGGGGCCGGCUGCCCUGUGGCGGGGGUGAAAAGAGAUCUUUGACCCCCAAGGAAGGGAAUCCCGACGACACCGUGGUGGAGAUGAAGACGGACAAGCGGAACGAACAGACGGGGUUGCUGAGCCCUGGUGGGGGCGGCGGAGGCGGGACGAACGAGUGCUGAGAAGGAGCCUGGAGUGGGCUCGUUCCAGAGAGACCCCCCCUCGCCCGCUCUGCACCACACCAUGGAAGAAGAGAGUGCUCAGAUUGGACUGUGCUAGGAGGGGGACAGCGAUUCCUCCAGGCCUCUUGGCCCAAGAGGGGAGUGGGCAUCCUUGCAAGUUGGACUCUUGUCACAGGGAACGUGCAAGGGUGGGGUGGGGGGCUUGUGCUGCCACUACUACGACUUCCUCCUUAGAACGUCUGGUUUCUCUUUUCAAAAGACUGACAUGCUCAGAGCGCUCUGCCGUCAGCCUGCGACGGAAUCCCCCUGCGGGCCCAUGCCGACCUGUGGACAGAAACUAGCCCACCCAUGCACUUACGUCAAUCAUGCGCUAACCUGGCCUGGCAAGUCAAUCUCCCCUUCCCCUCCCAAGUCACUGGCUUACAAAAGCGUCUUGCGUGCCUGUUUUGUCAUUUGUCGUCUAGAAGGAAUCGGUUCUUGUAUAGCUGCCCUGCCUGCUCGGCUGGGGGGGGGGGUUGUUCACCCUAGAUGACCAGGCAAGUGGCUGUGUUACGCUUGUGCUAAGAAGCAUCUCCCCCCAGACACGCUCUCCUCCCCUGCAUGCAAGCAGGCGCGACAACUGAGCGGCUGCAGGCAUGCGUCCGUUCACCGUGCCUCUUACCUGCACACAUCAGAAUUGCACGUGGGCCUCUCUUUUCCAGGUAUGAACGUGUCCCGUGUGCACUCCGUGCUAUGAAAAGCGUCGCCUGCCGACUCUUCCAGAGCAAAACUAAAAGCACUCGCCAGGAGUUUUCCUUUUUGUUCCUGGCCAGUUGGCAACCCAGAAGCACACUUUCUUUCCUUCCGGUGCCCACCUGCUGGAACUGCUCCAACUUGUGUCCCCAACGCUCCAACCUGAUACCCCAGCAGGGCAACUUGUUGCUCUGCCGUACUUGACAAGCUGCAGAGUGCCCUUGGCAUUUUAGCACCACCGCCAGCUCUUGCCACUAUUAGGGGUUUGAGGGUGAUGCUUCCAGGACGUCUUUCUACUAAUUCAGGAUUGGCAUCUCUGAACCCCACUUGCCCAGGGAGUCCCUGCUAUGUUCAUAUAAACCUCUGUGUAUGUGUGUAUAAAGUGCUGUCAAGUCACAAUUUGAUUUAUGGCGACCUCAGCAAGGGGCUGUCAAGGCAAGUGAGAAGCAGAGGUGGUUUGCCGUUGCCUUCCUCUGCAGAGUCUUCCUUGGUGGUCACCCAUCCAAGCACCGACCCGGCUUAGCUUCCGAGAUCUGACGAGCUCGGCCUACGCCAUGCCCCCUUCCCUCCCCAUAUAAACCUACACACAUCCUAUUUGUAUUUCCUGUUCCCCACACUUGCUGGUGCCUUCUGGCUGGGGGGACGGGCAGUCCGUCCACACCCAUUGCAAAGUCUCAGCCAAUGACAGUUCCGUGGUUGGUUCCAGCCGCUCUUCGUUGCCUUUCUACAAGGUAGGUUUCUUCUCCCCAACAUGCAUAGGCACAAACACACACAACACACACACACACAUAAGCGGUGGGUCUACUUCUGUCCCCUCCAAUACAUUGAUUCUCUUCAAUGAAAUGUAUUUGUUUUUAUAUGUCUGUACGGGAUUCUGUGUUUUGGGGUUGUAAUCGUCCUGCCAUCCCUCCAUCUCCAAGGUAGCUCCUCUUUCCCACCGCUCCCUCUUUCUCUCUUGCACUGUCUGGUCAAGACACUGGCUUUUUAUGGGGGUGGGAUGUGGGGCCUUUGAAAUAACGUGUUGUAUAUUUAAAGGGAGGCAACUGGGGGAGGGGAUGGGAAGGCAGCAGUGAGGGUGAGACGGGGGUGGGAGACGGAGGGGUGAUCAUCUGGCGGCUAGCCUGAAAGACGCAUUCUGUGCGGGCGUGGGGGGGGGAGACUCUAAUGCCCCCCCUUUGCAAGGCAGCUGGGAAAUCCAUUCUUUUCUGCCCUGCCCGACUUCUUUACUCACAAGAGUGAGGUUUCUCUCUCUCCCAUGUACAUUUCAGUGGCCAAAGAUGCCCUUCCAAAGUAACAAAUAAAUGGUCUGCUCUUGUGCCUUUACCAGCCGAUGGCAGCGGGGAUGAACUCUGUAGAAAAACUUCUUCCCCUACUGGUUUCUCGAGCAGCCCACCCCUCUUAUUCCCUUCCCUGAUCCAUUGGCCACCCUCGCCAGUCGCCAUUCCUCGAUCGCCCUUCCUCUUCUCCCCCCAGUCUUCCCUCUCUCCCAAACUGCCUGUUGCCUGCUGCUCCUCUCCCCGGGUUACACUGUACAUUAGCAAUUAAAGAGACUGUAACCUCC
Molecule: messenger RNA, 4229 nt
Organism: Eublepharis macularius
Lineage: Eukaryota; Metazoa; Chordata; Lepidosauria; Squamata; Eublepharidae
Gene: BCAM
Product: basal cell adhesion molecule (Lutheran blood group)
Exons: 16
Coding region: 56-1936 (626 amino acids)
Cellular component (GO): plasma membrane
Source: RefSeq, a predicted model, not a curated record